Messenger RNA from Penicillium diatomitis, 1533 nucleotides. Its product is annotated as sugar porter family MFS transporter. Bases 1 to 1533 code for a protein of 510 amino acids. The transcript has 6 exons. Gene Ontology annotation, molecular function: carbohydrate:proton symporter activity. Gene Ontology annotation, cellular component: membrane. Lineage: Eukaryota; Fungi; Ascomycota; Eurotiomycetes; Eurotiales; Aspergillaceae. The record is from RefSeq and is a predicted model, not a curated record. Gene Ontology annotation, biological process: carbohydrate transport; transmembrane transport.
AUGUAUCAGAUUUCAAAUAUUUACGUACUCGCCGCGUUUGGCACCAUCGGCGGAGCCUUGUUUGGAUUCGAUGUCAGUUCGAUGAGCGCGUGGAUUGGCGUCGAUACGUACAAUAACUAUUUCAAUCAUCCGAAUUCCAACCUUCAAGGCGGCAUCACCGCCUCUAUGUCUGCCGGAUCCUUUGCUGGAUCAAUCGCGGCAGGCUGGCUCUCUGACAUCCUUGGCCGACGUGGUGCACUGAUGAUUGCAUCUCUCGUAUGGAUUGUUGGCGCUAUGGUGCAAUGCAGUGCUCAGAACGUCACUCACCUCGUCGCCGGUCGUGUCGUCAGCGGCCUCGCCGUUGGUGUGACUUCGUCGCAGACCUGCGUCUAUCUGUCUGAACUCGCACCCGCCCGCAUCCGCGGUCGGGUGGUCGGGAUUCAGCAAUGGGCCAUCGAGUGGGGUAUUUUGAUCAUGUACCUGAUUGCAUACGGCUGUGCCGUGGGCGUCUCUGGCCCUGCUGCCUUCCGAAUCUGCUGGGGUAUCCAAGCCGUGCCGGGACUCAUUUUGUUCAUUGCUCUGUUCUUUUUCCCGGAAUCACCUCGGUGGCUGGCAGCGAAAGAGCGAUGGGAGGAGGCUCUGGAUGUGCUUGCCUUGAUUCACGGGAAGGGAGACCGCAAUGAUCCUGCGGUGCAGGUUGAGUUUGAAGAGGUCCAGGAGGCUGCGCGUAUUGCACACCAGUCUAAGGAUGUCUCUUUCCUUUCGCUCUUUGGUCCUCGUAUCUGGAAGCGUACCAUGUGCGGAAUGAGUGUGCAAAUGUGGCAACAAUUGCUCGGUGGUAACGUGGCCAUGUACUAUGUGGUGUAUAUCUUUGAGAUGGCUGGCCUGAGUGGCAACACAACGCUAUGGUCAUCGGCAAUCCAAUACGUUAUCUUCCUGGUCACAACAGGAGUCAUGCUCCCGUAUAUUGAUCGUGUCGGCCGCCGCAAGCUUCUGCUCUCUGGCUCGGUGAUCUGCAUGGUGAUUCACUUUAUCAUUGCCGGCGUUAUGGCUACCAAGGGAGAGUCAGUAACCAACGUCAACGGCAACUAUAACCUGACCUGGUCCAUCAAGGGAUCCCCUGGUAUGGCAGUGAUUGCAUUUUCAUACAUCUUCACGGGUGUCUACGGUUUCACCUGGGCCCCCACCGGCUGGAUCUACGCAUCCGAAGUUUUCCCCCUCAAGUACCGAGCCAAGGGCGUCGGUCUCUCCGCAUCCGCCAAUUGGAUCUUCAACUUUGCGCUCGCUUAUUUCGUCGCUCCGGCCUUCCACAACAUUCAAUGGAGGACGUACAUCAUCUUCGGUGUAUUCUGCUUCGCGAUGACGUUCCACGUCUUCUUCAUGUACCCCGAGACAGUGGGCCGAACUCUGGAAGAAGUCGACCUGGUGUUUGAUUCGAAUGCGAAGCCGUGGAAGACAAAUGCGAUUCCUGACCAGUUCGGAGAGCAGGUGGAGAGACAUAAGGCUCAGACCACGAAGGAGCAUCCUGAAACUGCUCAUCAGGAGGUUGUUUGA